Messenger RNA from Onthophagus taurus, 1878 nucleotides. Its product is annotated as zinc finger CCHC domain-containing protein 8 homolog. Gene Ontology annotation, molecular function: RNA binding. Gene Ontology annotation, cellular component: catalytic step 2 spliceosome. Gene Ontology annotation, biological process: RNA processing. The record is from RefSeq and is a predicted model, not a curated record. NCBI's taxonomy places the organism in Eukaryota, Metazoa, Arthropoda, Insecta, Coleoptera, Scarabaeidae.
UUUAGUAAGUAACUAAAAAAAUAAAAUGGUUGACGUAAACAAUUGCACGCGAAAACGAAGGAACGACACAUCUGAUGUAAACGAAGAUGAGGUGUCAACAUCAACGUUACAACCAUCGACGGUUGAAAAUUCAGAACCAGCUACAAAAAUGGUUAAAAGUGAGAACGUAACAGACGAUACAGAGACGUUGUCUCAAAACGACGUCGCAAGCGUUGAUAUAAAAAGAUCAGAUAAUGAAAACUUGGUAAUUUUACAAGAAGAAAAUUUAAAAUUAACAAACGACCUUGAAAGUCCAGAAAAUGUUCAUUUAAAUGUUUGCAAUAAUAACAUAAAUGGAAAUAUUAAUAAUGUUAGUAAUUCGAUUGAAUCAGACCCAAAUCACCAUAUAAUUACAAUUAAAUUCCAUAAUCCAUCGAUAGCAGAAAAUUAUAAAAAUAAAUUUUUGCAUUUUUUAAAAACUAUUAAAGAGUUUAGCUUUGUAAAUGUAAGUAGUGAUUUGGAGAUAAAAAUAAGCAAAAAUGGACAUGACAGUAAAGACAAUGAUGUACACAGCGGUGAAAACAGUCGUAAAAGGAAAAGAAAGAAAUCAAAAACUGCCGAUUUGUUUAUUGUUGACAAAACUCCUUCGGGAGAGAGUGCAGAUAGAUUGGAGCUUAAAUACACAAGUAAAUAUUCUGUACAAAUUGAAGAGAAAUUAAUGAAUACUGCAAGGAACAACAACGCUAGUCUUUGUUUUAAUUGUAAUAAGAAUCAUAAUUUGAGAGAUUGUCCUGAACCUAAGGAUUAUAAUAAGAUUAAUGCUGCUAGAAUGAAGAUGAAGUCUCAACAAUUUGUUAAAACUCGUUAUCAUAUGGAAGAAGACCAGAAAUAUUCCCAAUUCUCCCCAGGAAAAAUUUCCGAACAUCUAAGAGACGCUUUGGGAAUAUAUAAAGAUGAAUUGCCCCCUUACAUUUAUAAAAUGAGGCUUUUUGGUUAUCCACCUGGGUGGUUAGAAGAAGCCAAAAUAGAACAAUCCAAUAUGAGCCUGUUCAAUAUUGAGGGAAAAGAAGAUUACAACAGCAAAAACAAGGUUACAACUAAUAUUAACGUUGAUAAAAUUGUUGAGUAUCCAGGAUUUAAUAUGCCUAUAGAGGAAGGUAUAAAAGAUGAAUACAAUUUACACGAUUGUCCCCCGUUUUCAAAUCGUUGUAGUAAAGAAGCAAUGAUAAAUUUCUUAAAGGAAUCUUUUCAAAAAGAAAUAGAUAACAAUGAAACGUGCGAUAUGGAUUUAGAUCAAAGUACGGAUGAUAGUACAGCUCCUUCUGGCUGUGAAGAAGUGUUUUCACCAAGUUUAACAGAGUUAGAAAAGCAAAAAUUAGAAUUAUUAGCUGAAUUAGAUGGCGGAAAAUACAAUAGCGAAAUGGAAGAGAAAAAGGACGCUGAAAAGAGUGAUAACAAAACUGACGAAAACAUUGAUAGUAAAAUUGAGAUUGUUGAAGAUAAUACGACGAAUGGAGUUAUUCCAUCUUCGCCUGUGAGAGAUGUAAAAUUAAGCGUUUUUGGAACGCCGAUUUUUCAGACUACAUCACCUUAUUGCGUUUUACCGCAUCCAGAUAAAUUUUCAAAAGACAUAUCACCGGUGAUAAAUUUUGAAAAUUUACCAAACUCAACAGGAAAGUAUGAACAGAUGUCCGCAGUUAUACAAAAAGUCAGGAAAACAUUAAAAGAUAUUAGUGAAAAAUUAAAACCUUAGGAAAAUAUAGAAUUUUGUUUUUUUCGUCAUUAUUUGUAUAGUAACUUUAAAGAAAAAAAAAGAGACAGUACAAAUUUUAAUAAUUGACUAAGGUGUACAUUUUAUACAACUGGAAAUAAAAUUUAUAAUUAAAAUAGUAAUAAUAA